Molecule: messenger RNA, 1176 nt
Organism: Thyridium curvatum
Lineage: Eukaryota; Fungi; Ascomycota; Sordariomycetes; Thyridiales; Thyridiaceae
Exons: 2
Coding region: 1-1176 (391 amino acids)
Source: RefSeq, a predicted model, not a curated record
AUGGCGAGCCCCGUCCCCAAUACCACUGGCGACCCGUUGCCGCCGCCGACUGACGACAACACUUGCGUCCAGGCGGACUUCAAGACAGUCUCGCCGGCCGCCCCCAGAACUGCCGAUCUACCAGUCUCGACCAAAGACAUGAACCCUACUCCCCCGCUUGCCCCCGAGGUUGAGAAAGCUCUCGCUUUCUUGCUCGAGGCCAGCAUCGCUCCUUGUCACCCAACCGAGUCCAAGGUCGAGAACGCACACAUUCUGCUGUCUCCUAGCCACUCUCUACAGCUAGAAAAGGUGCUCUCGAGCCCCCAAAAGCUGGGCCCUUCUUACGAACAUGUCCGCUACUCGUAUGAUUCCAACACUGGUAUUCUCUCGAUCAACGAAGUGCCAAGCCAUUUGCAUGAACUUGUUCGCGACAAGAUUCGCGACCUGAUCAACGAAAAGCUCAAGCUUAUUCGCAAGCGCGACGACGUCAGAGGCGCAUACAUGCGCCAGAUCCGAACGUGCAACAGCAACCCUAUUACGAUCAUGAAGGCAGGAAACGAGGACAGCGACUCGGCUUCUGAGGGUGACAGACUAAUCGACCUGAAGCAACACCCCGAUGCCCAGUUUCGGCACCUCAAGGGCAGAUGCCCCGGAGUGGUCAUCGAAGUAUCUAUCAGCCAAAAGUGGGAGGACGUUAGGGUCAAGGCCUACAAGCUUCUCGUCAAGUCUCAGGGCCAUGUUGGCACCGUCAUCAAUGUUGACUAUCCGGACCAUCUCAACUCUCGCGAAGCAACUCUGUCGGUCUGGCGCCGGACAUGGGAGAAUGGCAUGAUGAGCCCUCGUGAAGACCUCAUCCGCGAGGUACAGUCCUGUCCCUUCAUUCGCUCGCUCGCAACUGCUGACUAUGAACCUGCUAUGCAGCAAAUCUGCCGCCCGGACGGUACACCCGUCACCACCGACAAGGCCCUCUGCAUCUCGCUACACGAUUUCGCUUCGCCAGAGCUCCACGGCAAGACUGAGGACCUCGUUCUGUCGUUCCCGUACCGCGACCUUGGCACCGCUGUCGCCAGGGCCCGUCGCGUGGCCGAUGAGUGGACAAAGGUGGACAACGUGGAUCCGAAGCCGGUUCCGGUAGACAUGACGGCCAUCCCCGCUGAGGUGGCAGCCGCUUUUGCUUUGGACCCUGAGAUGGAUUAG